GGCGAGCGCGCUGGGCGGAAGCGGCGCCUGGAUUCAAAGUGUCGGGCUGUGGAUGAGGGGCUGGCUUCCCGUGUGACUGGGAUGCUGCCACCUGCGAAGCAGCAGCCCUGUGCCCGGAGCAUGGCGGUGGGACAGCCUGUAGGGGACAAAGCGAGGUGUCUGUGGAUGGCAGUGAAUCAGGCGGUACUGGCUGAGAGGAACCAGAGCGUGGCCCCUGUGGGGGUUUGGGUGGAGAGCGCCCAAGCUGGUGGCAGAUGGGAGGAGAGCAUUGCUUUCGCUUCAGCGUUUCAGGUUGAAGAGGAGCUAAAGGAGCAGCAAAAGGAAAAAGAGGAAAAUCUGAAACGCUUCCAGGGGGAAGUGAAGCAGAGGGUGAAUCAGCAAAUCAAGAUGAGGAGAAAGCAGCAGCUCCAGAAAUCCUGUGAAGCGGCAGAAAAAGAAAGCUCUGUUGUGAUGCGAUGUUCGGAUUCUGCACUGCACUUGACCCCUAAGAGGAAUACGUGUGUGUAUCGAAGUAAUGCAGCAUCUGCCAUCUGCAGUUCUGGUACCAACUUGAUCCCUGUGCAGCAGCUUCGUGCCAGUUGGGAGGAAGAGGGAAGAGAGAAGCAAAGCCAGUUGUUCUAUCAACAAGCCAACACACUUAGCAAAACUAUGAAACAGGUCCGUCGCCGGCUAGCAUCUUGCAAAACAGUGCCCAAAGGAGCAGGCCCACCCGAACUUCCAGGAGGCGUCUGGGGUGUCAGCACAAGCAGAAAUAAACCAGUGUCUCACAGGCCAACUCCAGUGCAUGGAGAAGAGUGUGAGGAGUUUCCUCUGGCAGGACAUCAUGACCUUCCCGCUGAACUACAAAACCAGGCAACAACCAAAAAUCAGGCUGAGCAGGGUGAUGACAACUUGUACUACAAACUAGAAUUUGGAAAACUUUAUAAUGGAUUAAUGAGGGCGUCAGACCCUGCUGGCCCGUCUUCAGGAUUAAGCACUGAUUUCCAAGCUCCCCUUGUACUUUGGCCUGGGAUAGACAAAGAAGAAACCAAGAAACAACGUCAAAAUCAGUACCUGAGAUACAGACGUCUCUUCAUGGAUAUCGAGAGAGAACAAGUAAAGGAACAGCAAAGGCAGAAAGAGCGGCAGAAGAAAAUUGCAAAAAUUAAGAGUGAGAAGGAGCACCAGCGUCAUGCAGAGGAGCAGAGGAUCCAGGAGAUGGCCUACCAGCAAGACGCCUGUUCUGGGGAGAAAGCAUGUGAAAUACUGGCUCAACUCAGACUGGAGGAGAGAAGAGUGAGGAAGAGUAAGGAAAAGCAACAGAGAAAUAAGGAAUACAUGAGAUACAUGGAAGCUUUAAGAGCUCAAAUGAGGGAGAAGAUAAAACUGUAUAACAUUGACUUGCCUCCACUGUGCUGCUGUGGGUCUGAUUUCUGGGACUCUCAUCCUGACACCUGUGCCAACAACUGCGUGUUCUACAAAAACCACAAAGCUUAUGCUCGAGCGUUGCAGUCGGUCAUCUCAUCAUGUGACCUUUCGGAUGGGAAUUCAACCACACGACUUGCAAUCCAUAACUUAGCUUCAGUACAUGCACCUUCUGUGAAGAAUCCAUGAAAGGUCGCCCUGGAAUCAGCUUUUACGAAUGUUCAGCAGACAGCUGGCCCGGGCACAGGGCAGACGAUUGUUCCCCGGAGCAGUUUUCUGUCCCAGAGCAUUCACUCUCUUCUUCAUUUGUUAGCCCUUAU
Molecule: messenger RNA, 1724 nt
Organism: Emys orbicularis (European pond turtle)
Lineage: Eukaryota; Metazoa; Chordata; Testudines; Emydidae
Gene: CCDC15
Product: coiled-coil domain containing 15
Exons: 11
Coding region: 82-1593 (503 amino acids)
Cellular component (GO): centrosome
Source: RefSeq, a predicted model, not a curated record